Molecule: messenger RNA, 546 nt
Organism: Opisthorchis viverrini
Lineage: Eukaryota; Metazoa; Platyhelminthes; Trematoda; Opisthorchiida; Opisthorchiidae
Exons: 3
Coding region: 1-546 (181 amino acids)
Molecular function (GO): glutamine synthetase activity
Source: RefSeq, a predicted model, not a curated record
AUGUAUCAGCCGAGUUCAGUGCUGACGGAUUCCAAAAUGCUUUUGGCUCGCUAUUACGAACUACCACAGCCAGAAGACAAAAUACAACUGACGUACAUCUGGAUUGAUGCUUCCGGUGUCGAUAUGAGAUGUAAAGACAUGACUGUCGACAAAGAACCAACAAGUCCGGAAGCUGUAGCACCUUUUCGGUGCCUAACUGCCAUACCACCCGAAGGAAACAUGAGGGCUGGGCUAUUGUCAGGUUGCCCAAGCCUAGCCAGGGGAAUUCGAGAGGCAGAUGUCGGGCUGGAACCACGGACCUUCGGAGUGGUGAGUAAAUUACGGAGAAUUGCCCGAAUCUGGUGGGAACACCGGAUCAGUAAUGUUGAAGUUCGUCGAAUGGAAUUCGGGAGAAAUAACUCACCCUCGAUAGAUGAACUGAUCACACUGCAUAGGUUGCGCUGCCUUGGCCACGUGCCAGUCGGCCGACUUCCUCGAGGGGCUCUUUUCGCACAGCCACGUGAAGGGUGGAAGAGAGCCAGAGGCGGUCAAACAAUGACUUGGUAG